This is a messenger RNA of Daldinia decipiens, 1422 nucleotides long. RefSeq lists its product as uncharacterized. The record is from RefSeq and is a predicted model, not a curated record. NCBI's taxonomy places the organism in Eukaryota, Fungi, Ascomycota, Sordariomycetes, Xylariales, Hypoxylaceae. The transcript is spliced from 4 exons. The coding region runs from base 50 to 1231 and encodes 393 amino acids.
AGAUCAAAAUUUAUAGAUAUAUUAAAUAAACUUAUUAGUUUAAGGAAUUAUGACUUUUGGAUUCGUCGAAAAUACUAUAAUUGAUCGCAACACGAUAAAGUUGAUCCGCAGUCAAGCAGCGAAGGGUCGGAAUGUCGGGAAAAAGCACCCAUCGCGGGGGAGAAGAGCUACGAUCAAAGCUGAUAUUGCCAAAUCUGAUUAUAAAACCGAACACUUGGACUCUCGUAACCAUCACAUGGUAUUACCUACGAUAGAACUGCAAUUUGAAGACAGCUUAUCCGUUUUCCCCCUACCAGUCGAGUCAACUCCAGAAUCUAGAACUCCUGUUCAGAAAGCCUUCGAGUUCCUUAUCAGCGUCCCUCAUAAACCUGGGCUCGGCAAUGCCAUUGAUUUCUCUGUAGCUGGGUCGAUAUGGAUCCAGUUCUGGUUUGUAGAUGAAGCAUACUUUCACUGCUUUAUAGCGACGUCUAUCGCUGCUAAAAACCUAUCAACGACAAACCCCGAGGAUUCCACGGAAGGGUUGAGCCACCUAUCAGACAGCCUCCGCCUAGUCAACCAGAGACUAUCCGAGGGAGAGGCGUUGUCGGACAUGACACUGGCCUCCGUAGUUUCAAUGCUCCAAUACGAGCGGAUGUGUGGUCAGUAUUAUCAAGCCCUAAUCCAUUUCAGAGGGCUUCAGCAGAUGGUUGAGCUCCGCGGUGGAAUCUCCCAGCUUAUGAAAGAGAAACCGGAGCUUGCUCAAAAGAUAUCCAGGGCCGAUCUCGAGUUUGCUAUUUAUUUAGGAUCGUCUACACGGUUUAGCGUCGACGAUGUGCCGGGUGUCGCUACUCUAAACUGGCUCCGUGAGAGACUUGGGACGUCUCAAAUAUCUAGCUUACUCACGUCGCAGUCUUUCGUGCAGCUAAACCCUCGUAUGAAAGAGGUCUGGACAGACAUUAUGAGUCUUACUUGGUUUCUUAACGAGAAUGUCGAUGAUAGUAUUAAGAUGGAUGGGUACACGUAUCAUGACACCCUCAUCCUCAUCCUCAUCAGCUAUCGACUAGUUGACAUCAGACCCCUGAAUGCAGACCCAGCUAACAGUCUCGAGAAUAUCAUACACGUGAGGCUACUAAUGAUAAUGGCCAACUUCCUACUUUCCCUUAUGCAUAGACUCCCCGAUCUACCACUUCUCCGCCAGCAAAUAGGAGCCCUUGUUCAAGAAGAAUUUACCGAUGAUGCAGAAAACAAGUAGACCCUCCUCUGUGUUUUACUCAUGGCAGAAAUAACACUAUUCAAAAGAUCUUAGGAUGAGAAGUUGAUGCAGAGGAUAAGGCAGGUUAUUCUAUCGUUGGGUCUCCAAAGUUGGGAUGACGUAUGUCAAAUUUUCUCUAAAUUUCCCUGGAUCAACGCUUUUCAUGAUAAACCAGGACGAUUAUUAUGGGA